UUCUCUCGUCUUCUCCAACCAAAGCCAGUUCAAUCUCUCAAUUUCUCCAUCAACAUGCUCAACACCCUUUUUCCUCUUUGCGCUCCUAUCUUCUUCUUCUUCUCUCUCUGGGAAAUGGGCUCGCUGCAGGCCCAACUUUCUCCUCUUCUGUGCAUGGAAACUCACACAUUACCGGAGUUACAACCAGGUGCAGAAAAAAUCCUUAAAAGUUGUCUCAUUGCGAGAGCGUGAUAAAUGUCUAACAAGGUAGCCACUUGUUCCAGUGCAUGGAACGUCACUUGCCAGGUUGCAAAAUUGUGCAGGUUGAUGAGCUUUAUAAGUUUUCUUUUCGAGAUUCUUUCUCACCCAUUCGAGAAGAAUUUCCAGUCUCAUUCUGAACGCUGACCUCUAGGGUUGAGCAUCGGUUCAAAUGAGACAUGGAGUGCUUCAUCCAAGAUAUAAUCCUACUGUCAGAUUUCAUUUUCACUGUCCAAGUGGCAGAGUGUGAAUUUCUCUUGAAGCAAAACCAUUAAGAGAAGAUGGAAAUGGUGAAUUUUGUUGGUAAUUGUAUCCAAAGGAAGAAUGUUGAGUGGUUGGAUCUGGAAUCUUUCGAAGGUGUGGUUGAUAAUGUACUUUCAUCGCUUCCUGUCAAGUGCCUUCUAAAUGUUAAGGCUGUUUCUAAAUUCUUGCGUGAUUUGAUUCGUAGUCAAGCUUUCAUUAGAUUGCAUUUAAGUCGGUCAAGAGAAAAUGCCUUGUAUAUAUUUUUCCCUUUUAUGCCAAUUAACAGAAACAUAUACAUCAUUGAUGCUGAUGCGGUAGUCACUGAAACAGUCACUCUUCCUACUGAUGAGAAUCUAUCAACUCUUAGUAUGGUUUGUUCCUAUAAUGGUUUGAUUUGUCUCACCAAUUUUCCCGUGACUCUUUACUCAUAUAGUUCUCAAGGAGUGGCAGUGGCAGACUUGGAAAUCCUGAUCUGCAAUCCCGCCACUCAUGAAGUUGGUUUACUUCCAAAAUGUAGCCCAUCGGAAGAGGACCUAGGCAUUGGUGUUGCCUUUGGCCCAGAGAUCAGUGAGUAUAAAGUAUUUCGGUUUUUCCGUUCCAAAUCCAAUUCUGAAAUAGUCCUCCCUGACUCAGAGGUUGUGCCAUAUUGGUUUUUGCUUCCCACAUCCAGACCUGAAACAGUCCUCCCUCCAGAGUGUGAGAUAUAUUCAUCCAGAACUGGAACCUGGAGUUGCAUAGGUCCUGUUCAGCAUCGUCCUAUGGGUGCACAUCACGUAUUUGUUAACGGAAAAGUUUAUUGGUUUAUUCCCUCAGAAGAAAAUUAUGAUAUCCCUGGAUCCAUUCUAUCAGUUGAUAUGGAGGAACAUUUUGAAGUUGUCGGGCUUCCAGAUACACUCACAGAACUCUCCUUCUUAAUUGAUUUUGAAGGCUGCUUAUCAGUAGUCGCGGUUUUUGAUAAAGAUGAGCCUGUGGUUAUUUGGAUUUUAAAGAAUGAAAAUGAAUAUGUUUGGGAGAAGAAAUGCAGUGCUGGUAUUCCCUACAAAGGAAUGAUGGAGGAACUUCACUCUGUAGCUGCUAGAGAAAGUGACAUUUUUUUCAUAACUGCACACGAUUAUAUUAUCUUAGACACAGAUGACAGUUCCUGGGAACUUGUUGAGUUUGAAGAGUUUGAACCUAAUGCUCACGCUGUUUUUCCAUACACAGAAAGCCUCCUCCCUUGUAGUGGACGGUUUGUAGGGGAGGUGAACAAUCAAAGAGCAGCGUGAUUCUGGUUUUGGUUCUGAUUGUUCUGUCUUCUCUUCCAGAUUGAUGUCCCUUGGAUGUUGAAGCUUGAAUUUGCUUUUAUCUUGCGAGUUAAAAGUCCAGAAGCCUGUAUUUGGAUUUUUGCAGAAGGGGCCACCACCUUUCCUCUGGAGAAAUUGGGGAUUACUACCAUGACAUCCUAGAACUUGAUUAGUCUGAAUAUUUAUGAAACAUCGUAAGUCAUUAGAUUUUUCUUUUUUGAAAUGCCCGGGAAUAUCCAUCUUCUUCAUUUCUGUAUCCGUAUAGUUUUACAGCUUGAAGUAGGAUUUAAUCAGAGCAACAACUGCUACUUUUUCCCAAUAGUAUGUUUGAAAUGAGAGUUUUUUCUGAGUUGUAUUAAAAGUCAUAUUGUUCGUCUUAUUGAUGAGUUGUGGAAAAACUGUUGGCAUAAGAUGCUAUGCUGCAAACUCUUGAAUCAUUUCAUCAACAAACUCAAUUCCAUCAGGUA
This is a messenger RNA of Rosa chinensis, 2230 nucleotides long. Its product is annotated as putative F-box protein At1g19160. The coding region runs from base 519 to 1745 and encodes 408 amino acids. Gene Ontology annotation, molecular function: protein binding. The transcript has 5 exons. The record is from RefSeq and is a predicted model, not a curated record. Lineage: Eukaryota; Viridiplantae; Streptophyta; Magnoliopsida; Rosales; Rosaceae.